AUGAAUAAAAAGAAAUUCAAAAGAAUUUUCUUCAUUUUUAUUCAUAUUAUUUGUUACUUUUCCAUUUUAAUUAAUUCUAUGAAUAAAAGAAAAAAUAACAAAAAAACAAAUUUUAAAAUAAAAAGAUUAAUUUUAUUGAAGGAAAAAAAAUUACACAAAAUUAAAUCAAACUUUAUAUUAUAUAUAAAAAAUUAUGAAUUAAGAAAUAAAAAAAGAAAAAAUAAUUUAAAUGAUAUUUUUAAUCAACUAUCAGGAAAUAAAAAUCAUGAAAAUUUAAAUAUUGAACAUUACAAUUUAACACCAAAAUUAAAAAAAACCGUUCAGUUUUUCCAAUCAAUGCCUAAUAAUCCUUAUUAUAAAAGUCAACAAGUAAUAUUAUUAGGUAAGAAAUGUUCACCAAUGCCAUGUGAAUUUAAAACUAGACAGAAUCAAGUCUUGGGGUGUCAAUCAACUGUUUAUAUAUAUCCAAAUGUAGAAUUAAAUGAAAAUAAGAAAUCAAUAGUAUGGUUAGGAGAUUCAGACGGAUUACUAACAAAAGGAAUUGUUUAUAUUUUAAUUGAUGGCUUAAGUGGAUACUCACCUGAAGAAAUCUUAAAAGUAAACCCAAACUUUAUUACUUUAACAGGUAUUUCUGAAUUUUUAACAAUGAGCAGAAUAAAUGGAUAUUUAAAUAUUAUGAAUAAAAUAAAAAUGUUUUCAACGAAUAUUUUAAAAAAUAUAGAAAAGUAA
Plasmodium gallinaceum is the source of this 729-nucleotide messenger RNA. Its product is annotated as cysteine desulfuration protein SufE, putative. The transcript is spliced from 4 exons. The record is from RefSeq and is a predicted model, not a curated record. Bases 1 to 729 code for a protein of 242 amino acids. Lineage: Eukaryota; Apicomplexa; Aconoidasida; Haemosporida; Plasmodiidae.